CAUACACACGGGUUGGAUAGAACACCCACCAUGGGCUCGAGCCCCAAUUCCCCCCUCCCCCACACGGCGGCUUAGGGCUUAGGGGGGUCGAUUUGCGGGGCGAAGGUUUCUGCCAAAACUGCGCAGAGGUACCGCCGGACGCCAUGGGGCAGCUUGGGGUGGCGGAGCUGGGGGCGGAGUUCCUGGGCACCUUCGUGCUUGCCUUCACGGUGGGGUGCAACCUUUUCGCGGGCACCGCUCUGGUGCACCAAGCGAUUUCUGUGGCCUGCGCCCUCUUGGCGAUGAUGUACGUCUUCGGCUCCAUCUCUGGUGGGCACCUCAACCCCUCGGUCUCCUUCGCCAUGCUUUGCGCUGGCAAGAUGCGGCCUUUGGCAGCUUUGGCCUACGGCUUGGUGCAGAUCGGCGCCGGCGUCGUGGCGCUGCUGGCAGCCAGCCAUCUCUUCGAGGCGAGCCAAGUGCUGAGCCCCGAAGACGGCCAUUCCUGGAUGCAGGCAUGUGCGGUCGAGCUGGUCUACACUCUCAUGCUGGACUUGGUGAUUCUUUGCGUCUUUAGCCGCCGGAACAACCCGGACAGCGAGCCGAAUCAGUUCUAUGGCCUGGCGGCCGCAUGUGCCCUGGCCGCCGGGCUCGGCAGCAAGCGCAUCUCUGGGGGCGUCUUCAACCCGGCCAUCGCCAUCGGCCUGGGUGUGGCCAGCAGCAAGCAGCCUUUCACCGUCAGGGCCACAGCAGUCCUGAUGUACGUGGUGUACCAGCUCUUCGCCGGCGCGCUGGCGGCGCUGCUCUUCCGCGUGUUGCGCCCGGAAGAGUACAUGACCGAGAGCGACCGCAAGGCCUACGCCCCCAGCCGGCAAGUGAGGGCGGGCUCUGAGUUUGUGGGCACCAUGUUGCUGACUGCCACCGCGCGCAUGUGCGGAAACGCUUGGGCACCUGGCCUGGCACUCGUGAGCCUGGUCUACGCCCUGGGAGAUUUGUCCGGAGGCCACUUCAACCCGGCGGUGACGGCAGCUGUGGUCUUGUCGCGGACUCGGCGCUUCACUACGGGGGAUCUCCUGGGGUAUUGGGCCUCACAGGUCCUCGCAGCGAUCCUGGGCGCUUUGCUCUGCAGCACGGCCAUCGUAGGUGACGACCAGCCCAUGGGACCCAAGCCGCCGUACCAGUCUGGGGCUGCCUACAUUGUGGAGUUCAUGUUUACCCUGAUCCUGUGCCACACGGUGCUAGCUGUCGCCUGCAUCAAGGGGAUCGCCACCUCAUUCAGCAGGAACUACUACUUCGGCUUGGCGGUUGGCUUCGCCUUGGUCUCCGGCGGCUUCGCCUGCUUCACCAUCUCCGGAGCCUGCUUCAACCCCGCCAUCUCGGUGGGAGUGGCGUUGGUGUCCCUCGUCAAGGGCAGGGCCGGCAUCACUUCCUCCUACUACGCGAUCAAUUACUGCCUCGCGCAGCUCUUGGGCGGGAUUACCUCGGCGCUGCUUUUCCGGUCAACCCACGCCAGGGAGUACACCGCCAAGUCAAGGACCCCGUUCGGCACGGCCUUCUGACGCGCUCGAGUUCGGUGC
Messenger RNA from Effrenium voratum, 1553 nucleotides. The record is from the annotation of a GenBank genome assembly. NCBI's taxonomy places the organism in Eukaryota, Dinophyceae, Suessiales, Symbiodiniaceae.